GGCCGCGCGCACCCCAGCACAGACGCCGAACCCAGGCUCCCGGGCCGCAGCCGCGACUGUGGGUGACGCCACGGCGGCGGGUUGCAUCAGCCUGCGCCCACGUGCUCCGCCCGCCCUUCCGCCCACGGAGCCGGGCACCGAUUGGGCCACGUUGGGGCAGUGCUCUCCGCCCCAGCCAAUGGGUGGCAGCCACAGAGGGUUCUGACCGCAGAGUCCGGGCGCGGGGUACCUAUAAAAGGUCCCCGAGACGGGCGCGCGCGCUCGAGAGACGCGAACCGUUUUUGUGGAGGUUGUGGCGGCGGAGACACUUGCUGCCUGGCGUCUGGGAGCGCCGUCGAGCCCACAGCACCGUCGACAUGGAGCCCGAGCCCGUCACGCUCCUGGUGAAGAGCCCCAACCAGCGCCACCGCGACUUGGAGCUGAGCGGCGACCGCAGCUGGAGCGUGAGCCGCCUCAAGGCCCAUCUGAGCCGCGUCUACCCCGAGCGCCCGCGUCCAGAAGACCAGAGGUUAAUUUAUUCUGGGAAGCUGUUGUUGGAUCACCAGUGUCUCAGGGACUUGCUUCCAAAGCAGGAAAACCGGCAUGUUUUGCAUCUGGUGUGCAGUGUGAAGAGUCCUUCCAAAAUGCCAGAAGCCAGCGCAAAGGUUGCUGAAUCCAUAGGGCAGCCCGCUGGUCUUAAUCAGGGACAGUCUCCUGGGGAUUCCUCAAGUGACGGUUUAAGGCAAAGGGAGGUUGUUCGGAACCCUUCUCCCUCUGGAUGGGAGAAUAUCUCGAGGCCUGAAGCUGCCCAGCCGGCGUUCCAAGGCCUGGGGCCUGGUUUCUCAGGCUACACAACCUAUGGGUGGCUGCAGCUCUCCUGGUUCCAGCAGAUAUACGCACGGCAGUACUACAUGCAGUACUUAGCAGCCACUGCUGCAUCAGGGGCUUUUGUUCCCUCGCCAAGUGCACAAGAGAUACCUGUGGUCUCUGCGCCUGCUCCAGCGCCUAUCCACAACCAGUUUCCAGCUGAAAACCAGCCUGCCAAUCAGAAUGCUGCUCCUCAAGUGGUGGUUAAUCCUGGGGCCAAUCAGAAUUUGAGGAUGAAUGCACAGGGUGGCCCUAUUGUGGAAGAAGAUGAUGAGAUAAAUCGAGAUUGGUUGGAUUGGACCUAUUCAGCAGCUACGUUUUCCGUUUUUCUCAGUAUCCUCUACUUCUACUCUUCCCUGAGCAGAUUCCUCAUGGUCAUGGGGGCCACCGUUGUUCUGUACCUGCAUCAUGUCGGGUGGUUUCCAUUUCGACAGAGGCCAGUUCAGAACUUCCCGAAUGAUGGUCCUCCUCAGGAAGCUGCAAAUCAGGACCCCAACAAUAACUUCCAGGAAGACCCUGAUCCUGAAAUUGCAGACCCCAACCGCCUCCCUCCAGACAGAGACGUAGUAGAUGACGAGCAGACCAGCCCUUCUUUUAUGAGCACAGCCUGGCUCGUCUUCAAGACUUUCUUUGCCUCUCUUCUUCCAGAAGGCCCCCCAGCCAUAGCAAACUGAUGGGGUUUGCUCUCUGGCUGCUAGAGGCUUUGGCGGGCAUGGACUGGAUCAUCUGGUUCCGGCUAGAUUUCCUUGCCUGGACGUGGCGAUGGCACAGAAUUAGU
Molecule: messenger RNA, 1624 nt
Organism: Kogia breviceps (pygmy sperm whale)
Lineage: Eukaryota; Metazoa; Chordata; Mammalia; Artiodactyla; Physeteridae
Gene: HERPUD1
Product: homocysteine inducible ER protein with ubiquitin like domain 1
Biological process (GO): ubiquitin-dependent protein catabolic process; endoplasmic reticulum unfolded protein response; endoplasmic reticulum calcium ion homeostasis
Cellular component (GO): endoplasmic reticulum membrane
Molecular function (GO): transmembrane transporter binding
Source: RefSeq, a predicted model, not a curated record